Messenger RNA from Mucor velutinosus, 1431 nucleotides. RefSeq lists its product as uncharacterized. The coding region runs from base 1 to 1431 and encodes 476 amino acids. The transcript has 3 exons. The record is from RefSeq and is a predicted model, not a curated record. Lineage: Eukaryota; Fungi; Mucoromycota; Mucoromycetes; Mucorales; Mucoraceae.
AUGAGUAAAGUUACUAUCCUUAUCGAUUCAGACGAUGAUGACGAUGUUGUAGAAAUACUGGAGUACGCCCCAUCCAUAAAGCCUUCGUUACCUGUGAAGAAGGUUAGCAGGGAAGCUGUAUUAUCACAAGAUAACCAGCAACGUGUAUCAAAAAGACCUCCACCAACCCUCAAAAAACUACCAAAUGUUACUAAUACGAAGCCUGCACCCAAACAUCAGCCACCAUCUUCCUCGAAAGCGCAAGCAAUCACCUCUUGUAGUUUAAAGGAUUUGGCAUCAAAGAAACAAUCCUUGCCACCGUCUCCAGAAGUAAAGACUUUACCCAAAUCAAUACUGCCCUCAAAACCAACGGCCAGUUCACCAAGGCCUGCUCCUCCUCCUCCUCCUCCUCUAUCUCCUAGUAAAGCAAAAGUUCACUCAAAGCCAAAAACACCAGCGCCAGCACCAGCAUCUCCCAAAAGACCCGGCACAUCAAAGAUCCAUCACAAUAACUUGCCAAAUGCAAUCCCUGCGCCUGUUGUCAUUUAUUCCCCCGAGACAAGGCCAUCAGAGAACUCUGUUCCGCUGAAUAGCAUUAACAAAUUGUUCCAAAGAGAUGCACGAACUGUGACAUUGACAAAAGCAGCUAAGCGCCCUUGCUCCGGCCUGUCUAAGAGCCCAUCAGCUAUAGAUAUAUCGAAAAAAUGUGAAACGGACAAAGAAUUAGCAGCGAUAUUCGCUUCAAGUAGCCCUGAACCAACCUCAUCUACUUCAGCACCUUCAUCAACAUCAACAACGCCAACAUCCAGCCAAACAAUGCGAUCUUCUCCUGCCGCCAUGGAAAAGAGACAUGUCGUUUCAUCAUCACCGCCAAGAAAGAUGCAUGGCGGCAGUCGUUGUAGUCAGGAACCAAGACAAAGCAGCCUGUUUUCACCCAACUCAUUAAACUCACCACCAGCACCUACUCUCAAAAGACCCAUCAGUUCGCCCCAAAACUCAAGUUUAUUCAGUCGGCCUGCAUUCAUUAAAAAGAAGGUGAUAUACGGUAUUGAUGAUGAGGAUGGAGAAGAAGAGGAUUUGGAGCUGUACAUCAAUCAUGUCAGCAGUAGACGAAAACUGUUUAGUGAUGAGCUCAAGGAGGCUGAGAGACGUGAAAUGGGCAAUAAGCAAUGUCCACUAUGCUACAUGAUGUUUCCCAAGCAGGAAAUUAUGGAUCAUUCCUUCGAAUGCGAUGGUAAGCCAACCGACAAGGGCUUGAAAAAGAGAACGAUUGGCACAGCGAUCGCUCUCAACGCAGCAGAGAGAAAAAGAAAAAAUGCUGGUGUACUAGACACAGGACCUACCAAUUACUAUGCCGAUUCAGAUGGUGCAUUAGCAUUAGAUGGAUCAGGCUUUGGAAGUGAAGUAACUGGCCUAAGUUGGGAGUCUGCUGGCCAAACUCGAUUUGCUUAG